This is a messenger RNA of Cladophialophora yegresii CBS 114405, 402 nucleotides long. RefSeq lists its product as uncharacterized. Bases 1 to 402 code for a protein of 133 amino acids. The record is from RefSeq and is a predicted model, not a curated record. Lineage: Eukaryota; Fungi; Ascomycota; Eurotiomycetes; Chaetothyriales; Herpotrichiellaceae. The transcript is spliced from 2 exons. Gene Ontology annotation, molecular function: oxidoreductase activity.
AUGGUCAACAUGUCCACGGCUGUAGCACAUGCACCGACUGCUAUGGUGUCGGGACUUUCAGCCUAUGGCAGCAGCAAGCUUGCCGCCUUGAGGAUUUUCGACUUCCUGCAAGACGAGCAUCCGGAAAUGCGCAUUGUUAGUCUUCAUCCGGGUAUCAUCAUGAGUGAUUUGAACGCGAAGCAUGCACCCGGUAUCAUCCUGAGGGAACUAGCAGCCUCUUUCGUAGUCCGGCUGAGCGGUCCGCAGGCUAAAUCCCCCAAGAGCGAACUCGCAUGGCCGGACUGGGAUGUCGACGAACUGAAGGCCAAAGCUGCUGGGGUUCAGAAUUCUCCACAGUUCACUACGGGUCUGACGGGCUGGCCGAGCAUGUCGUGGUGCUGUGCACGCGGGGCAUGGCGAUGA